CCGACACGGCCUCUCGAACGGGAAGGUGGAAGAUCUGGAUGCCGAAAUCCCAGGAUCGUCCGUUACCGGAAUCCAUGUUUCUCCUGAUUGCCGUCCCAUCCGCACUAAUUAAUCUGGCAUCCAUGUCUCGUACCUAAGAUAUUGUUCCAAGACUAACCGGGCUUACUACUGUAGUACUUAAGAGCCGUGGAAUCCGCCAACCCCAGGUGUCAUAUAGACUUCACGACCACACGGGCUUGGGAUUCACGACUCACAAUUCCACGUUCAGGAUGGUCCACUCCCCUUUACUUGGACUCGCCUGGGUGCUCGCGGCUACUCCGCUUGCCAGAGCCGAUAUCACGACAGCCAUCAACGCCAAAUCGAACUGGGGUACAUGGGAGGGAUGGGGUACGUCUCUGGCAUGGUGGGCCAAGCAGUUCGGCCACCGCGAUGACCUCGCCGACGCCUUCUUCACCCUCAAGUCGACUACUGUGAACUCACAGACCCUCCCCGGCCUUGGCUUCAACAUUGUACGGUACAACGCAGGGGCCUCGAGCUGGAAAGCUAUCGGAAGCGAGCGCAUGGUCGAGUCCAAGAACAUCAAGCGGUCUCGCCAGAUCGAAGGGUUCUGGCUAGACUGGAACAGCGCCGACGCGUCCUCGUCCAGCUGGGACUGGUCCGUCGACGCCAACCAGCGCGCGGCGCUGCAAAAGGCCGUGGCCCGCGGCGCCAACCGGACCGAGCUCUUCUCCAACUCGCCCAUGUGGUGGAUGUGCAAGAACCACAACCCGUCGGGCGCCAGCGACGGGAGCGAGAACAUCCAAUCCUGGAACCUGGAGCAGCACGCCGUCUACAUGGCGACCGUCGCCCAGGAAUUCCAGACCCGUUUCGGCAUCCGCUUCGAAACAGUCGACCCCUUCAACGAACCGUCCGCCAACUGGUGGAAGGCCGAUGGCACGCAGGAGGGGUGCCACAUCGACGUGGCCACCCAGUCCACCAUCGUCAACCACCUCUCCGCGCACCUCUCCCGCCGCGGCCUCGCCACCGUCAUCUCGGCCUCAGACGAAUCCCUCUACGACCAAGCCCUGGCCACCCUCCGCGCCAUCGGCAGCACCGCCCUGAGUAAUAUCGCCCGCAUCCACGUCCACGGCUACCAGUACGGCAGCGGCAACCGCGCGGGGCUCCGCGAUGCCGCCCGCUCGGCGGGGAAGCCGCUCUGGCAGAGCGAAUACGGCGACGGCGUCGGCUCGGGCGAGAAUUUGGCGCGCUACUUGCUCCAGGACAUGCGCCAGCUGCGGCCGACGGCAUGGGUGUACUGGCAGGUCCUCGACGGCGGCGGAUGGGGGCUCAUUGACGCCGAUAAUGACGCCAACCGGCUUGGCGUCGCGACCCAAAAAUAUUUUGUCCUGGCGCAGUUUGCGAGGCAUAUUCGCCCGGGGAUGCGUAUUCUGGAUGGCGGAAGGGAUAAUGUCGUUGCGGCGUAUGAUGCGAGCGGUGCGGGCAAGUUGGUCAUUGUCGCGGUCAACUGGGAUGCGCCGCAGUAUAUCAACUUUGAUCUGUCGGGCUUCUCGCAGCGGCCGGCGGAGGGGGUCAGGGUGCCGCGGUGGAGGACGCAUAUCGGGUCUGGCGAUCGGUAUGCGCAGUUUACGAGCGAUACCAGCAUCAGUGGGUCGAGGUUUUGGUCGUACUUUGAGAAGAAUACGGUGCAGACGUUUGAAGUCACUGGCGUUAAGUUGUAAGGCAAAGCUACGGGCCUGGAGGAUUAUUUGUUGAAAGGAUUGGGGUAUUUAGUAGCCAGCUACCUAUCUUGGAGAGGAGAAAUGUCUACCACUUUUGCGGUUGAAGAUUGUUCUAGUCUCGUACUGUGACUUGAGACACGGAGUAGUUAAGGGAAAGCUCAAG
Molecule: messenger RNA, 1881 nt
Organism: Parathielavia appendiculata
Lineage: Eukaryota; Fungi; Ascomycota; Sordariomycetes; Sordariales; Chaetomiaceae
Product: glycoside hydrolase family 30 protein
Exons: 1
Coding region: 270-1718 (482 amino acids)
Molecular function (GO): hydrolase activity, hydrolyzing O-glycosyl compounds
Source: RefSeq, a predicted model, not a curated record